AAACAGAAGGUCCGUUCUUGAAAAUACAUACCUAAACUUACCCGACUCACUAGGGUUGCUUCUGUAUUAAUUUCGAAUUUUAAAAAGGAGUAGGUAAUAUAAGUUUACAGACAUACAUACAUCGAUUCGUUUAUACAUACAUCUUAUCAUGUUUACAUUCCUAAGAGACUGCAUUUUGACGUACAUGACAGUAGGUACCUACGUAGCGGCGGGGACGGCAAGUGAGCAACGCGCGCACAGCCCGACUAAGCUCUGCCCGAGAGUGCCCGAGAACGCCUGUAAAUGUAACGUCUGUGUGCGUAAAUGUCACGUGUGUGCGUGCGGCGAAAAUGGCACUUUGUACUGAGCGGACUGCUCCGGCGUGCGCCUGGGACCGUGCGAAGUGCGUGGUGGGGGUAAGUAAAGCGAUCCCAGCGCAUAAGGUGGUAAAAAUUUGAACUAACUGCGGAUAGCGUCUUUAACAUUUCGUACAAUUAUAUGGCUCGAAAUGAAACUUUGAUUUACGAUUACUCCUGAAAUAUUCAUUUAAAUUGUAUGGUGUAAGGGACCAUUGUAAUCUGUAUGAAAUGCUUAAUAUAACUAACGUAUUUAUUUUGAUAAUUGUUAAUGAUGUAUCCAUGUAAAUAGCUUUGCAAAUGCCACAUAUUACGUGAUCUUUUUCUAGAAGUUAAGAAUGGAUAUAGUAAGUUAUCCUUAAAAGAUAGACAUUUCACAUCGCGGAGUUUUUUGUAGACCUAUGAAUGAGAAACAACCCCACGAUACAUUGUGUUGUUAUAGCUCAAACGGAUUAGGUAGCGUUUUCGAUUAAAGCUCCUAGCCAGCGUGAUUUUUUCCGACAACAUCGUUAUAUUUCAAACAAUUUACACAAAACCUUAACAAGUUAUAUACUUAAGCCUUCCUCAAGAAUCACUCUAUUGAUAGAUGAAAGUCGUAUGAAAAUCCGUUCAGUAGUUUUUAGUUUUGGAGUAGUUUUAUGAGAUGUAGUGAAUUGAUGUUUUCCCCUAGAAUUGCGGACACUAGGUUGCGUGACAGUCGUGCACGCUCCCAUUACUCCCAUAACUAACACACAUGUUUGACAGCACAGACUGGAAGUGUUAUUUUAAAGAUCAUAAUUAUUUUAUUUUAUCAUUCAUAGACAUUUGCCAUUUAUGAUAAUAUGCAUACGUUUCUGGUUGAAGAAAUAUCACUUUUGACACUGUCAGAUAAUAUCCUCAUCCCCUUAACAAAUCCAGAUCAAAUUCAUAACCUGUUAUUACAAUAAGAAUACGUCUCCAGAGUCCAGACCAAAGAGUAAAGUUCAUGUAAACCCCGCAUACAGGCCCCUUAACGUGGCCUAGGAUCAAAGAAUAUAUGUUACGCAGAAUGUGAGGCAAGAGUCCAAUAUUUAUAAACUUUACUCUUUGUGUAAUAUACUUACUUUACUCUUUGCAAGAUUCUCCUGAGUUAUAAGUUUGGUUAUAAGGAAGUCGCUAGUUUUUUUUUCUAACACUGCAAAUACAAGACAAAAAAAACAGUCUCUUUGGUAACCGUUUCCAAGCAACUUUAAAUUUAGUCAAUAUUUACAAUUUACCAAUGAUAUCCAUGUGACACGGUUCCGGGAUUAUUUUAAAGGUAGAGAGAUAUUAGAGAAUCGCGAGAAACGUGCCAAAAUGGAGUUCACACCGGGAAAUAUGGAGAAGUUAGUGGACUUGUUGCGAGUUCCAGAACCCGACGUAAUACAGGGCGAGGACUUGGUUUCUUCUGGUUGCGAAAUUACUUCAACACGAGGAAAACUGCCUAAUAACGAAUAUGUAAAAAGCACCCCUAAGACCAUAGAGGAGUUUGAGGAACAAGAAGCUAAGGAAGCGGAAGAGCUGAGCCACGUGGGUGCAGGCCUGGACGGUCGCAAGGCGCCGGAGUACACUAUGAAUUAUCGACAAGCUGUCAGCGCGGAGGACGUGUUUCUUCAGAUCGGUCCAAAAUCGCCAGGCUCGGCUAGUUGUGAGAACCUCAUAGUCCGGAUCAAAAUGCCUGGUGACAAAAUGGAGAACAUAGAUUUGGCGGUAGACACCAGCAGCGUGACUGUCAACUCCUCGCAGUACUGCCUUAAGCUGCCGCUGCCACACGACGUCGACCCAGACAGGUCCAAAGCCUCCUGGGAUUCCACUGAGGAAACUUUGGUUUUGACAUUGAUGCUGCAAAGGGAGUUUGAUUUUGUUAAUUUCUAAGUAAUAUUCGUUUUAAAUAUACUUAAUCUGUAUACUACAACUUUUCUAAUACCAUUAACAACUCAUUGAUUCACAAUAAAUAUCUAAUAUCUACGCGUA
Molecule: messenger RNA, 2306 nt
Organism: Cydia pomonella (codling moth)
Lineage: Eukaryota; Metazoa; Arthropoda; Insecta; Lepidoptera; Tortricidae
Gene: Dnaaf6
Product: dynein axonemal assembly factor 6
Exons: 3
Coding region: 1650-2207 (185 amino acids)
Biological process (GO): axonemal dynein complex assembly
Cellular component (GO): cytoplasm
Molecular function (GO): protein-folding chaperone binding; dynein intermediate chain binding
Source: RefSeq, a predicted model, not a curated record